Messenger RNA from Guyanagaster necrorhizus, 1099 nucleotides. RefSeq lists its product as uncharacterized. The transcript has a single exon. The coding region runs from base 114 to 938 and encodes 274 amino acids. NCBI's taxonomy places the organism in Eukaryota, Fungi, Basidiomycota, Agaricomycetes, Agaricales, Physalacriaceae. The record is from RefSeq and is a predicted model, not a curated record.
UGAAGGCUCCGGGGCAACCAUAGGGAUGAGGCAGAAAUCAGCGACAGCAUACAAGUCCGACGACAUGGCGGUGGAAGAAUUAAUGACGGCGUGACCAAACUUGGACAGCAACCAUGACCUCAGUGCAGUCCCGCAUACAUGCCUUUGAAUCGUUGUCCAAGACGUCCUCGUCACCGUCACCACCGUCGGCAUCGCUCAUCGACCUCAAAGACUGGGUCGUCGACGUCACGCCCAUCGUCGACGUCGCCCCCCCUCUACCUCCCCGCAACAACUCCAAGAGCCUCAAGCUCCCAGUAAUGCACACAUAUCCACCAAAACAUACCUCAGCGUCGUCCAUUUCGUCCUUCCAUUCUGUCUCUCUCGACGGCCAGACAUCGACCGACGGCGACUCCAUAGACGACUCGUCAUAUGAAAAUGUGUCUCCAGUACGAUUGACGCCACCAAAGCUUCCCAAAAGACCACCAUCAGCAUCAUCGACAUUGACAACAAGCACAACGUCAAGUACACGCCGACCUCCGCCGCCGCCUCCUGCAUCAUCAUCACGCUCUUCCAUUACAUCCACACGACCGUCGUCUCGUGCGUCAUCAACCUCCUUAGGCCCUUCUCUUACCCGUCCCACUCCCAUACCACCGACCGCCCGUGCUCGCUAUAUCUCUGUUUUUGACCUUAAUAUCUCACAACGAAAACUGGCACGCCAGCAGCGUAAAGCAAAGCCACCGCCAACAUUACCAUUCCUCUCACCACGCAAGUCGCGGCAGGCUGCUGGGUGGCGUGGACUAUCCGUUGAUCUCAUAACGGGCGUAGAUGACCUGCCUGCCGCCGAGUCUGACUCAGAAGACGAUUCCCCAUUUACUCUCCCACCACAUAUAGUAAAACGUAUAUGGAGAAAAUCCUGUUUGGAGGAUAUCAAGUUGGCGCAAAUAUGGUGCGCAUCGUGAUUUCAUUUCCUUCCGUGGUCGCCCCACUCAUGAGAGCUCAGGGUGGAAUGUACUCAGGGCCAUCUUAGAUCGCAACCUGGUCUAACGAAAGACGAGUUUGUCAGCGGAAUGUGGAAGAUUGAUGAAGAACUGCGUAGACGGAGUAAUCCCGCAAAAGGACG